CACGAGGCACUACGGAGCACGGCAUCCAUUGCCAGUACCGCGAACGCCACUCUCCUCGGAGCUAUCCAAGCUCGUUGCGCAAAAGAAUGGGGCCCCAGGCCCGGGGAGUCGUUAGCUUCUUGCUGGUGCCGGUGUGGUGGAGUCUGGACGGGCAGAGUCCGGAUGUUUGUAUAUCCAGCUGUGAGGGGGACAUGAUUCAAGCCUGCGGGAGGCGCGACGCGGGAGCAAGCCUCGCAGAUAGGAGCUUUGCACGGCGGCUCUCGACGCGAGGCUGGGGAGGCAAACGCCAACCAUGCAUAGCAGAUGACAUAUCGCAGCCAUGGAAGCGAGAUGCAUCCAGGUUUUGAUGCGUAAGGCUAUUGGGAGGACUAGCUGAGCAGGGCCGAGAUCUGCCCCUAGCCUUGGCCAUCGCCUGUCUUCUAGAAGGACACGGCGUCUCAGCUAGAC
This is a messenger RNA of Trichoderma asperellum CBS 433.97, 447 nucleotides long. The record is from RefSeq and is a predicted model, not a curated record. NCBI's taxonomy places the organism in Eukaryota, Fungi, Ascomycota, Sordariomycetes, Hypocreales, Hypocreaceae.